Pseudoliparis swirei is the source of this 1834-nucleotide messenger RNA. RefSeq names its product homeobox D12a (gene hoxd12a). Gene Ontology annotation, biological process: regulation of DNA-templated transcription. The coding region runs from base 17 to 811 and encodes 264 amino acids. Gene Ontology annotation, molecular function: sequence-specific double-stranded DNA binding; DNA-binding transcription factor activity, RNA polymerase II-specific. Lineage: Eukaryota; Metazoa; Chordata; Actinopteri; Perciformes; Liparidae. The record is from RefSeq and is a predicted model, not a curated record. The transcript is spliced from 2 exons.
GGGAAGCUCCACGGAAAUGUGUGAGCGGAAUUCUUUAAAUCCCGGCUAUGUUGGUUCUCUGCUGAAUUUUACUUCCCCUGAGUCGCUGUAUUUCUCCAACUUGCGGGGUAAUGGAGCCCACAUACCCGGGCUGCACCAGCUCCCUUACAAUAGGAGAGAUGUGUGCACGCUCCCAUGGACUUCCUCAAGUGCGUGCACGUCUGGACCAGCAGUACCACCUCAGGGUCGCGCCUUCGGCGGCUACUGUCCGCCGUUUCUGUCCAACCCGGUGUCUCUAAAUACGAACUCUUCCAGCGGCCACGCCAAGGCGCAUCUGGAGGAGUCGGCCCGAUGCUUCCAGGUCACCAACCACAAGACCGAGGAGUCUGCCAGGCGAGAUGAGGUGUACGCCGCGGAGCACGGGGCCACCAGUGACCGCGGCUACUCAGACCUGGACAGUCGGUCUCACAGUUCCGCGGCCCGGCUUGAUCCGGAUUCAGUGAAUCCGCUGAAUGUGAACGACACCAAACCGGAGCAGAAUCCCAUUCACCCAUCAUCUAGUCACACAUGCUCCAGGACGUCUUUCGCAGAAGCUGCCCCAUGGUGUUCGUCACAAGUGAGAACCAGGAAGAAGAGAAAACCUUACACAAAGCUACAGCUGGCUGAACUUGAGAAUGAAUUCAUGAUGAAUGAAUUCAUCAACAGACAGAAACGGAAAGAGUUGUCAGAAAGACUGGACCUGAGCGACCAACAAGUGAAAAUAUGGUUUCAGAACCGAAGGAUGAAGAAGAAACGACUGAUGAUGCGCGAGCACGCUUUCUCUGCGUACUGAUGACCUUUGGACUUGAUCAUGACUCGCAGUGUUGUAUUAUGAAUGUUGCAGCACAUCUCAUGUGCACACACCUUUCGGUUUGUGACAUGGACUUGUAUUUAUAGAUAUGUAAAAAAAAAAGAAGAAGGAAAUUCCUGUCACAUUAUAAACUGCAACUGUAUCUAGUCCCAAGUUAAGUGAUAUCAAUAGAAUGCGACUAAAAUAGAAUUGAUUCUACUCAAUUGUUCGUUUGAGAUAUUGAGAUUGUCCAAAUGCGCAGUAGGCCCUGGCUCCUGAUUGGCUUGAAGCUGCAGAUCAUGAUUAACCUUUAAAUUGUUUCUCAUCCCGCUCAAAAUGAUAUAAAAACGACAAAACCCGUGUAGAUAUUUACACAUAUUGGUCUGUGUUUGUGUAUUUUGUAUGCUGGUCUGUUCGUGUGGUGGGGGUCUAAUGUGGAAGCAAACGGUCAAGUUCAUGUUUACGGACAGAUAAAAGAUUAACAAGUCUGUGUUACGAGAUAUAUUGUGAUUGCAUGGCUGUUUCCUACUUGUUGUUAUUAAAUUAAAUGCCCGAGUUCCCCUGCAACUAAUUGUAAAUCUGCUUAAAUGAGAAAAGUAACGUUGUUUUUGUUCUAUAUGGCCGCAUUCAAAGUAAAAAUAGUUUAGUGCAAGAAGGUGUUUACUUCGAGUGCAAAAAACAUCAUUUGUUGAUAUGAAACAUUCUGAUGUCGUUGAUUCAAAGUGCUUUAUAUCUGUAUUAAUGUAAUAGUGGAUUGUUGUUGUCAGACCAGGUUUUGUAUUCAAACGGCUCCUGCACAAUUACACCUCAAAUCAAAAUUACUUUUGCUUUCCUGCUCUAUUUUUAAAUACAUAAUUUAUUAAGUAUUCUUUCGGAUUCAAUGGAUCGUCAAAUAAAAAGCAUUAUUUGUAAGAAAACGAAUUAAACUAUAUAGACAUCUUUUUACGCACAUGGGCACAUGUUUUGUAAAAUGGACGCAACAUACAAAGAUGCAUACAUUUGUAAAUAAAGUUAAUUUUGAAUUUA